AUGCCAUCAAUUCAUACAAUUAAAAAUACUGUACAAAAACAACAUCGUGAGACUUGUUCACCACUUCCUAGAUUCAUCGAACAACUGCCGUUUUUAUUAUCAGAUGAUUAUUGCAAAACUACACAAGGUGAACGUUUUUUAUUGUAUGAUGGACGGCUUGGUGAUGUUCGUCCACUUGUUUUUUCUGCUUAUAAUGAUAUGAUUUAUCUAUUCCAACAGGGAAAUUGGUAUAUUAGUAAUGAUAUCUUUUAUAUCUGUCCAUCUAUUUUUUAUCAAACAUAUUCCAUUCAUGUUUACUAUGAUGGCAUAUCAACGCCAUGCAUUUUCGCAUUACUUAGUAGUAAAUCUGAACAAACUUAUACUGAUAUAUUUGCAUUGAUAUUUAAAAAAAUGUUCGAGUUCGACUUACUUGUUAGGUUGAGAACGAUUACAAUUGAUUUUGAACAGGCUGUCAAAAAUGUAUUUACAAAACAUUAUCCAACUAUUACUGUUCGUGGUUAUUUAUUUCAUUAUGGGCAAAGUUUACAUCGUAAAUUUGUCGCUCUUGGUUUAAAAGCGGCAUAUAAAAAUGAUGAAAAUCUUCGUGAUUGGUUCCGGUCUUUGGCAGUAUUAUCUUUAUUAUCAUUAAAUCAUAUGUUAUGGGGUUUACAAUAUUUAAUUCAUACUCAACCUGUAUAUAUCCAUGUAUUCCAGAUUUUCUUAACUAUUAUCAUAAUACUUACGGACCAUUCAGAAUAUUUCCACCGCAUAUGUAUAACCACUAUAGUGGCGGAGCCAGGAUUUUGA
This is a messenger RNA of Rotaria sordida, 786 nucleotides long. Lineage: Eukaryota; Metazoa; Rotifera; Eurotatoria; Philodinida; Philodinidae. The record is from the annotation of a GenBank genome assembly.